AUGGAUCCAGAGAACCUCCAGUUCUUCUCGACAGCUCGCUAUGACCCUGAGCUGAGAAAUGUGCCCAGCCUCGGACUUGAUCACGCUGCCUGGAACUUUCGCAAUAGCUCGCCCUUCUACCUCCUCGACUAUCAUCGGGAUCGCAUCCUCGAUGCAGCCAGGCAUUGGAACUGGGAACGAGCUAUAGCGCAGCUCGAGGGCCAGCAGGGACUCGACAGGCUGUCGCAGGGUCUCGCGGAACUCGUCGGGUCCGAGACACAUCCAUUGCGCCUGCGCAUAGUCAUUGAUCGUGAGGGCCUCUUGGGGCUGGAGAAGUUUGAGUUCCCAGCAGUACCCAUCACAGGACUUUUCCCUCGCCGGCUACCGAGACCCGACAGCACCCCUCUGGCAGACGAACCCCCAAAGUCGUCGCCGUAUACGCUCGUGCUGGAUACGGAGGACACAUCGAGUUCACAGUACACCCAUUUCAAGACCACGAACAGGGCAAUGUACAAUGUGGCCCGUGACAGGGCUGGCAUAUCGCCCAAGGACCGCAAGGAAGUCCUCACGGUCGAGGAUGGCUUCGUAGUCGAGGGUAGCAUCACGACUCCCUACUUCUGGAGAGGCAACAGGUGGGUCACGCCGCCUGUCGCGAGUGUUCGUGGCGGGCAGGAUGGCGUGAGUCGGCGGUGGGCUUUGGAAAACAACUUGGCUGUCGAGGAAAAGGUGCCCAUCAACACACUGGUGGAUGGAGAGGAGUGCUGGAUCAGCAAUGGCGCCAGAGGGUUCAUGUUCGCGCUUCUCCGCCUUGACAGCCCGUGACCAGGGGCCCAGUCCUCAAGCCUUCGGAGGGAUCAAAGAUAGUUCAAGACGACGUGCUAGCAUUACUCCCCAUUGUCCGUACUUCUGUGUUAUAAACAAGCCUUACCAGCUGCUUCCCCAACCAUAUGUACCAACUGCGCCGAUGCGCUUCUUCCGUGCACCUUCUCUGCGGGAAGUCCACCUUCGAAGCGAUCCAAGUUGUCGCAAAGGGAAAACCUGGGUAUCAAUUCUACAAGCGAUCCCAGGCUUGCCGUAGAAAAUCCGAGCGAGCACAAUUAUCAAACGUAUAGCAUCCGCUUCCAAUCAUCGAGGGCGCGUCGCCAGCCGGAGU
Emericellopsis atlantica is the source of this 1132-nucleotide messenger RNA. RefSeq names its product aminotransferase. The record is from RefSeq and is a predicted model, not a curated record. The transcript has 2 exons. Bases 1 to 801 code for a protein of 266 amino acids. Lineage: Eukaryota; Fungi; Ascomycota; Sordariomycetes; Hypocreales; Bionectriaceae. Gene Ontology annotation, molecular function: catalytic activity.